This is a messenger RNA of Sordaria macrospora k-hell, 1827 nucleotides long. RefSeq lists its product as uncharacterized. The record is from RefSeq and is a predicted model, not a curated record. Lineage: Eukaryota; Fungi; Ascomycota; Sordariomycetes; Sordariales; Sordariaceae.
AUGACGGUUCUUUCUGCCCGGCUAAUUGUCUACCUGCAACUGCAUUCCACGGCGGCAGCGACCAUGUUCGAGCAGGUCAUCCAACGUCUCGCCGACCUUAUCAGCAGCCAGCCCUGGGUCUCCGAAGUUGCCGCCAUCCUCCCCCUCUCGGCCCUCAUCGACUUCGUCGAUGUCCCCCAGAAACUUCACAUCCACCAGCUGGUCGCCGCCGUCCCGCACUGGAGCUGGCCCGUGACUCCCGCCGGCAGUCGUCUGCUCUUGGAAGAUGCACCGACGCAGCAAGAAUGUGCCCUGGACCGCUUCGGCCGCUCCACCGUCCUCGAGGGAAUGGAUGGCUGCUUUGGCGCCAGAUAUUAUGUCAUGAACCCCGAGACCGUCCGCUUGAUCAUUGAGUCCCUGCCCCCUUCCGCCGUCGAAAACAGGCACGACAACAUGAAGAUGGAGAAAUCGGCCCUGAGAAUCCAAAACCUCCAGGUCCUGUUUGUUUCCCGGAACCCACCUCCACCGUCCAGCAGUCACCGUGCAGAUGGAUUUCGCUCCCGCCUCCGCUGGUUGCGCUUCUUUUCCUCAUGGCAAUCGACACACUCCUCCCUAUCCUACCAGCUCACCUCGCUGCUGGGUUGGGCCGCCCUCCUCGGCUGUCUCGCCGCCGCCAUCAUGCUCAAGCUACACAUCGCCACGGCCUUCCUCGUCCUCAUGCCGGCAACGGGCCUCUGCAUCACCGCUCUCUACCCCGGUAGUCCUCGAAAGCUCCUCAAAGCGCCCUGGCCCGGCGAGCCGAUGCGCAUGGUGGUAGUAGCCGAGCACGUCAACUCAGCCGACUGGAUCGCCUUUUACGGCCCCGGCACCGCCAUCAACUCGCUGCUGAACACACCACUGGAACCAUCGGCCUCCACCGUCACCACAACCAGUCCCUUCCUCCUCCGCGCCCUCCUCCGCUUUUUGGUCAUAAGCCAAUGGGCCCUCGCCGUCGCGGCUGCCGCUACCAAGGACUGGAACUCGUUCUUUCUCAGCUUCUGGGUCCUGUUCUGCAACGUCACGCACGGCUACGUGAUUCCGCCUAGCAAACAGGCUGGCGCGUGGGCGAAAGCUCCCGGGUGCGCGAAUUUGAAUAUCAGAAAGGUUGAGGUGAAGGUUAGCACGCGCAGAGCGCUUUUGAGUACGUUGGUGGCGCUUAAUCCUGAUUCUUUUAGGGAGAAGAAGGAGAAGGAGAAGGGGAAGGAGAAGAGCAAGGUCACACGGCGACGGCGACGGAGGUGGUACCCGGGAUCGGGGUCUGGAUCAGUAUCAGGACCAGAGUCGUCGGGCAAUAAGUCUGCUCAGACAGGGGAUGUGCAAGUCCAGGAAGUUCAGCAGGAGCAGGACGACGACGUCGACAAACCCGUAGAAUUCCCAUCAGGAAGCACCCGCUGGAUCGACCCCAUCCUACCCACGGGCCACAGCAGAACAGAGUGGGAAAAGGCGAUGCGCAAGGCACUCUUGGAGCUAGCGCCCAAUGGCUGGGAUGGUAACACGAAAGAUGUUGCUAAUAAGAACUUCGAGGCAGUUGACCGGGUCCUGGAACUAGAGAUGGAGAAAAACUUGCGCAAGGUCGAGACGGAGGUUAUCAAGGUCAAGCGGGAUGGAUCACCGGUGGUGGUUGUUACCAAGCUGCCGGCUUUGAGCGACAGGUGGAACGCGAAGUAUGUGGGUGUGGGUAAGGAGCAGAAUUAUUGGAAUCGGUUCGUUUCUGAAGGGAUAUAUUUGGCGGCGAAGAUAAGGGAGAUGGGGAGGGUACCGGAGGAGGAGAAGAAGGCUGGGGUCGGUGGUAAGGGAGUGGAGGUUUAG